AGCAGACCAAAAUCCAAAUGGACAAUAAAUCUGUUUACUGAAAACAAAUGUCAUCUUGAUUGGGAAUUAACAGCUAUCACAUAGUACUAAUGCAGAAAAACUGCCAAUAGAGUACUACAUAUUUGCAGAGUUUUGCUUUCUCCGCAACAAGCCAUACUCGUGUUUGCAUUCUCCUUCUUCGCUAAAUCCAAUUUCCACGCAAACCUCAUCAUCAAUUCUCACGCCUCUGGCAGUGACACUGUACCAAUAUAGUAAUCAGAUUCACAUGUGUAGUAGUGAUUCCUAGAAGUGAUUCAGAGAGAGAAGAGAUUUUCACAAAUCAACACUCUUCUAAGUUCUAACUAAGCUUGUGUAGUAGUGAUUUUUAUCUUUUGAGAUCGAUGGCUCUUCACUGUGCUGCUUUCUGCUUCAGAAGCGUGGCUUCUCACCCUACUGGUUCAGUCAAGUUCGGUCAGCCCACUAUCAAAGCUUCUUCUGCCUUUGCAUGCCCUUCUUCCCCUCCUCAUAUCAGAUUGAAUGUUAAAGGAAAGGCAUCUCCUGGUUAUGGGACACUUGAAACAAAGGAAUCACCUCUUGUGGUUUGUUUUGGGGAAAUGCUAAUUGAUUUCGUCCCAACUAUCAGUGGCCUUUCUUUGGCUGAUGCACCUGCAUUUAAAAAGGCUCCAGGGGGUGCUCCUGCUAAUGUUGCUGUUGGUAUAGCCCGAUUAGGAGGUUCAUCUGCUUUUAUCGGAAAGGUUGGUGAGGAUGAAUUUGGAUAUAUGCUUGCUGAUAUACUCAAGGAAAAUAAUGUAAACAACCAAGGGAUGCGAUUUGACCCUGGUGCUCGUACUGCUUUGGCAUUUGUUACACUGAGGAAUGAUGGAGAACGAGAGUUCAUGUUUUAUCGUAAUCCCAGUGCUGAUAUGCUGCUCCAAGAAGAUGAACUCGAUUUGGACUUAAUUAGAAAGGCCAAGAUCUUCCAUUAUGGUUCUAUAAGUCUUAUAACAGAACCAUGCAAAUCAGCACAUAUAGCUGCAGCAAAGGCUGCGAAAGAUGCUGGUGUAGUCCUGUCUUAUGACCCUAACCUGAGGCUUCCUUUAUGGCCUUCUGCGGAUAGUGCUAGAGAAGGAAUUCUGAGUAUAUGGGAGACUGCAGAUAUCAUUAAGAUAAGUGAAGAAGAGAUCUCUUUUCUCACAAAGGGUGAAGACCCGUAUGACGAUGCGGUUGUUCAUAAAUUAUUCCAUCCAAACCUCAAGCUACUUCUGGUGACUGAAGGUGCAGAAGGCUGCAGGUAUUAUACCAAGGAGUUCAGUGGUAGAGUCAUGGGAAUGAAGGUGGAUGCUGUUGACACCACUGGUGCUGGUGAUUCAUUUGUGGCUGGAGUAUUAUCACAAUUAGCUGUGGAUCUUUCAUUAAUUCAGAAAGAGGAACAACUGAGAGAUGCUCUCAAAUUUGCCAAUGUGUGUGGUGCAUUGACUGUGACCGAGAGAGGCGCAAUUCCAGCAUUGCCCACAAGGGAAACUGUUCUGAAUGCAAUGCUUAAGCCCGUAGCGUAACUUCACACCCCGAUCUCUGUAAUUAUGUGAAGAUUUUUUUUUUUCAUUGGAAAUCCUUAGGAACUUUCUGUGGGAAUGCAAUCUAUAUAAUCUUUAUUAGGGUUGUUUUGUUUCUGAUCAUGUGUGAUACAGUUGAUUUGACGAUAUAUGAUCCUAUUUUGGGUUUAUCGUCUUUCGAUUCACUCUUUUUUUCACGUAUGUUAUUCUUUACAUAUA
Messenger RNA from Lotus japonicus, 1751 nucleotides. Its product is annotated as probable fructokinase-6, chloroplastic. Gene Ontology annotation, biological process: fructose metabolic process. The transcript has 7 exons. NCBI's taxonomy places the organism in Eukaryota, Viridiplantae, Streptophyta, Magnoliopsida, Fabales, Fabaceae. Gene Ontology annotation, cellular component: chloroplast stroma; cytosol. The coding region runs from base 381 to 1535 and encodes 384 amino acids. Gene Ontology annotation, molecular function: fructokinase activity. The record is from RefSeq and is a predicted model, not a curated record.